AUGAUACGUGCAGGCCUUAUUGGUUUGGCUUAUGAUCUGCGUGGCGUGGUGUCCAGUCUCAACACGAAGCAUGCUUAUCGUCUUCUUCUCGACUGGCUCUAUCCGACAGGUCUCAAUCUGCUCACAAGAGGUUUAGAGCUUAUCGCCAGGCCAUUACCAGAGACAUCAAAUAGUGGUAUGGGAGAUCGGCUUGUUCAUCUGGAUAUAGGUAUGGCCACAGCGUUGCUCAAGCUACUUCGUGAAGUGGCACAGAAUCGUGAAGGACGGGCAAACUUCGACGCUCGAGUGCCCACUGGGUAUCUUUUGUUGAACGAAGUCAGUCAGACUUUGGUCAAUUUCGGUUAG
Messenger RNA from Protopolystoma xenopodis, 345 nucleotides. NCBI's taxonomy places the organism in Eukaryota, Metazoa, Platyhelminthes, Monogenea, Polystomatidea, Polystomatidae. The record is from the annotation of a GenBank genome assembly.